Pollicipes pollicipes is the source of this 3202-nucleotide messenger RNA. RefSeq names its product carcinine transporter. The record is from RefSeq and is a predicted model, not a curated record. NCBI's taxonomy places the organism in Eukaryota, Metazoa, Arthropoda, Thecostraca, Pollicipedomorpha, Pollicipedidae. Gene Ontology annotation, cellular component: membrane. Gene Ontology annotation, biological process: transmembrane transport. Gene Ontology annotation, molecular function: transmembrane transporter activity.
CGGUCAGCUGGGGCGGCACGAGCACGGCCGUCGCGGGGUCGCCGCUCGCCUGGAGUGGGGUCGUCGGUGUCCUGGUGGCCGGCGCUCGAGCGGCAUCCGGGCUGAAGCCAGGGGCGCUGCAGCCUCGCGCGCGCGAGUGUGUGCCGAGGGUGGACCGCGACAGCACAAAACUGCCAGCCGAGUGAGCUGUGACGGUGCUCAAACAUUCGGCGUGUCAUUCGGGACAGUGUGUUAUCCAGUGGCGGUUGACGGCGUGCUGCGUCUCUGGAGGAGUCGGCGUGGCGGUACAGCCAUGCGCUUCAAGUGAUCUGAUCGCGCCGAGGCCACCUGGUGUGCGAACUGCGGUCGUGGCUGCGUACGCAAAGUGCUGCUGUUCUGGAGAAACCGCUGGUGUGCGACGGAAUACGUUUAACGGUAUAUAACAGCAUACAAGGCGGGACCACUGUGAAAACUCGAGGAAUCGAGGCUACAGCGAGAGGCUGCCAGGGCGACAUUGGUAGGAUGUGAAUGUGGGACAGUCCUGUUGCGCUACACUCGUGUGCGUGAUUGCGGGGUGAGAUCCCGGUGAGAAGCGGUGAGCAGCGGUGCCUGUGGUGAGCAGCUGCCGAAGCAUCACAGAGCUGUCGCUGCGGGCAGCGGCCGCAACCUACCGCCCACCAUGAUUGACUUUGACAACGUGCUGCUGGAGAUCGGCGAACGUGGCCGAUACCAGCAGAUCAUGUACCUCUUGCUCUGCAUCCCGGCCACCAUACCGGCCGCCUUCGUCGCCUUCAACCAGGUCUUCAUCAGCGGCACCCCCGACCACUGGUGCCGAGUGCCCCAGCUGGCCAACCUUUCGCUGCCACAGCGCCGAGCCCUGUCCCUGCCGCCGGGCCCGGAGGGCGGCUACCACCAGUGCCGGAUGUACGACGUCAACUACACGGCCGUCUGGGUCGACGGCGGCCACCUCUGGCCGGACGCGGCCAACGCCUCCUGGCCCACGGCCCCCUGCCGCCACGGCUGGGAGUACGACAUGACCGACUACGACGAGACGCUCACCACCAAGUUCGAUCUGGUAUGCGAGGAUGCCUGGCAGCCGAAUUUCUGCACUACACUCUUCUACACGGGUAGUUUAUUCGGCAACGUGCUGUUCGGCUGGGUGGCGGACAACGCUGGAGAUGAUGGGUCCGUCGUACCGCACGUUCGCCGGCAUGAUCAUCUGCGUGUUCUUCGCCGGCGCGCUGGCGGUGAUGGCCGGCAUAGCGUACCUCUGCCGGCACUGGUUCACCCUGACGCUCGCUCUGUCCGUGCCGUUCGUCGUGCUUGUGUCAUAUUGGUGGAUCAUUCCUGAAUCGCCGCGGUGGCUUAUACAACAGGGCCGGAUGGCUGAGGCCGAGAAAAUCGUGCAGAAAAUGGCUAAAGUCAACAAGAAGCCUAUACCGAAGAACUAUCUGAGGAGUGUAACCGAGCUUAACGCGAUGACACCGGUGAGUCCAGAGCCUGUGUCCAUGCGACUGCUGAUUUUCGGCUACCCCAACAUCCGCAAGAAGUUCCUCAUCAUCGCCUUCAGCUGGACAGCCAACGCCAUCGUGUACAACGGGCUGAGCUACAACACGACCAACCUGGGCGUGUCCGACUACCUGGCGUUCUUCAUCGGUGCUGUGGUGGAGGUGCCGUCCUACUUCAUCAUCCUGUACACGAUGGACCGUUGGGGUCGCCGAUGGAGCCUCUGCGCCACCAUGCUGCUGGGUGGCCUGGCCUGCAUCAGCUGCAUCCUCGUGCCCAGAGAGGCAGUCUGGGUGACAGUGACGCUGGCGAUGAUCGGCAAGUUCGGCAUCGCCGGCAGCUUCGCCGUCAUCUACGUGUUCGCCGGCGAGCUGCUGCCGACGGUGAUCCGCUCACAGGCGAUGGCGCUGGCCUCGUUCUUCGCCGGACUCGGCCUGCUCUGCUUCCCGCAGAUCUUGGCGCUGGCGGCGUAUGGGCGCUUGGUGCCACUCAUUAUCAUGGGCACGGUGACCCUGUUGGGGGCGUUCGUGUCCUUCUUCCUGCCCGAGACGGCCCACCAGCACCUGCCCGAAACCAUGGAAGAGGGAGAGAACUUCGGAAAGGGCACGCUUCGGAUGUUCGGCUGGUUCCGCCGAAGGACUGCGCGCCGGAGACCAGACGGCGGCGCUGGAGACGAGGGCCCAGAGGCGCUCGCUCUGACCAAGAUCAAGCCGUACAACGGCUUCGCGGAGGUGGCGCACGGCGAGUCAGCGGCGCCGGACGGCCAGCAGCGCUCUUUGGUCUCCUAGCGACGCCCCGCGCCGACAGUGGCGCCAUGGACCGUUCUGCGGGCGGAGGUGGCGUCAUGGACCGUUCUGUGGGCGGAGGUGGCGCCAUGGACUAUUCUGUGGGCGGAGGUGCCGCCAUGGACCGUUCUGCGGGCGGAGGUGCCGCCAUGGACCGUGUUGCGGACGGAGGUGGCGCCCUGGACCAUUUUACGGGAGGAGGUGGCGUCCUGAACCGUUCUGCGGGCGGGCGUCAGACUGAUUCCGCUGGCGCUGCGCACAGUGUCUAGUUUGAGCCGUCAUACCUGGCGCGAUGUCCGCUGAUGCGGCCCUCUGCAGCUCUGCUAUCGCUGUCCCGCGACACCCUCGUGUGAGCGCUAGCAGUGGUUGGAUGGUGUCAUUAUUGACAAAAGCAGCUCUCAAUAAUUGGGCGUGGACAGAGCGGCGGUCGACAGGCGUCGUCUCGGGAGGCGUGUGGCGAGCACAGGAGAUUACUGGUGUGGAUUCGGCGGCACCGGAGCACUGUCGUCGUCGCCUAGAGGCCGUGGCGCGAGCCCAGCUCUCUUCCCGGGACUAGCUGCCCUGGCUGGGCGGCCGCGGGGCGGAGAGCGCCUGCCACCGGGGCAGGUGGGGCUGACGCUCCGAAGAGGUGACGGAGCGUAAAGAGGUGGCGGUCGGAGCGCCAGCGAGGAACAGCGCGCCGCCGGACACAAAGCCCACUAUCUGAGGCUCACACGGUCCCGGCGAUGUGAUGCUCACACGGUCCCGGUGAUGUGACGCUCACACGGUCCCGGUGAUGUGACGCUCACACGGUCCCGGUGAUGUGACGCUCACACGGUCCCGGUGAUGUGACGCUCACACGGUCCCGGUGAUGUGACGCUCACACGGUCCCGGUGAUGUGACGCUCACACGGUCCCGGUGAUGUGACGCUCACACGGUCCCGGUGAUGUGAC